CCGCGCAAGAAGGAAGCAGAUGAGAAGCAGGGAGGCCAUGGAGCUCCUGGGCUUCGCUCCCUACUCCCGGCCGUCCCCUUCCGAGGUUAAGGCUGCGUAUAGAAGAAUGGUGAUGGAGUCCCACCCUGAUCGUGUCCCCAUGCAUCAGAAGCCCCAAGCUGAGUCCAAAUUCAAGCAGAUAUCAGAAGCAUAUUCUUGUUUGAAGGAUGGCCGAAGAUCUGGGAAUAGGAUGGAAGUACAUGUGAUGAGGUAUGGUGCUCCAAGGGGAUACGGAAGUUCAAAUAGGACUUUGGUUAAAGCCCCCUUUCUGCUCAUAAUUUGUGCGGCGGUUUCCUUUGGUUCCUACAGCGCUUCAAGGGCCUACCAGCGGCAGAAGGAAGUUUGUUCCUCUCAGAACCCUUUUCUACCGUAGCGGUAAUGGGAUACCGUUAUGCUGUGUCUAGAAUAGAAGAAUUGUUUGUGACAUUGUACAUAUGUUAAGAUAUCUGCACUGAA
Molecule: messenger RNA, 495 nt
Organism: Lolium rigidum
Lineage: Eukaryota; Viridiplantae; Streptophyta; Magnoliopsida; Poales; Poaceae
Product: chaperone protein DnaJ
Exons: 6
Coding region: 20-412 (130 amino acids)
Cellular component (GO): cytoplasm; nucleus
Molecular function (GO): protein folding chaperone; protein-folding chaperone binding
Source: RefSeq, a predicted model, not a curated record